This is a messenger RNA of Eutrema salsugineum, 744 nucleotides long. RefSeq lists its product as uncharacterized. The transcript has 2 exons. The record is from RefSeq and is a predicted model, not a curated record. Lineage: Eukaryota; Viridiplantae; Streptophyta; Magnoliopsida; Brassicales; Brassicaceae. The annotation marks the transcript as partial.
CAUUCUCACCCGAGACUUUCCACUUAUUUACCGAAAAAACCAGCCAUUGAGCCUGAAAUCCGUCGGCCACCGCCGCACAACCCCUCGCCGGGGGUAGUGCGUCGCAUCCACGCGCCGCCGUAUAAUUCUCUACUGAAGCAACACUCGUGGUCGCCGGAUCUCAUCCGCGAGGAAGCUUGGUCAAAGCGUCGGGAUACCUCCCGCCGCCGCCGCGGGAAAAGCUUGACGGACGACGACCUCGACGAGCUCAAAGCCAGCUUCGAACUCGGAUUCGGAUUCGGAUCCCCCGAGAUCGCCGAUCCGAGAUUGUCGAACACGCUUCCCGCCUUGGAGCUUUACUUCGCCGUUCAGAAAAGCUACAACGACGCCGUUUCUAACAAAUCCACAACUUCGUCUUCUUCGCUCUCCGACGGCGAUACCAGUCCCCACACCGUAUAUCGAACCAGCGAUGAUCCGCAGACGGUGAAGACGAAGCUGAAGCAGUGGGCGAGAGUGGUGGCGUGCACCGUUAACCAAUCGCCUCCGAGAUGAAAAAAUUGACGGCGUUAAUUUAAACGACUGUUAAAACGAAAUUGAAACGGCCAAACUGUAGAUUGAGCCUGUUCAUCAUUGUGAUAUCACACACACACAAUAGGAAACUAUCAAAUGUCUGCAGAUUACAUUGUCAAUCAUGUAAAAAUAUAUAUAAUACGUGAUUUGAUUGGUUGUUUGAUUUUCUGUUAGUUUGUGAUAUAUAAUUUUAUA